Messenger RNA from Suricata suricatta (meerkat), 6773 nucleotides. It is a transcript of the gene FAM186A, whose product is annotated as family with sequence similarity 186 member A. The transcript has 12 exons. The coding region runs from base 1 to 6720 and encodes 2239 amino acids. Lineage: Eukaryota; Metazoa; Chordata; Mammalia; Carnivora; Herpestidae. The record is from RefSeq and is a predicted model, not a curated record.
AUGGUGGCCACAUUAAUCCCUCAGCUUUUCAAAAUAUUUAUCAAAAUGGAAAGUGGGAUGGACAGUGAAUCUGAAUCAGAAGAAGGAGUUGUGGAUUCCACUAUCAUGUCCAUAAUGCCCCUUUAUAAAUCAGACGUCCCUAAGCUGGAAAUACCAUUGGCAGUACAGAAUGUCAUCUCUAGAAUUGAGCAAGCACAACUUAAUCGAGCCAGAGAGGACAUUAAUAUGCAGCUGACUAACAUACUGUUCAAUGUGCAGCGGAUAAUAAAUCGCUACAUUGUUGACAAGAAUGUGCACUCUGGAAGGAAAACCUCCCUUGUAGAAUAUAAGAAACAGAGAACAAAUUUCCUGGAUAAAAUAGUUACUUGUGCUAAGAACACUGAAAUUGAAGAAAAGACUCUUUUGUACAUCCUGGAGUGGUUGGAAGAAUGGAAUGCCAUUUUGUCUAAGAUGACUGCAAUUGAUAUUGAGGAACACCAUCACUCGAUAGCAAAAAUGGAGGUUUUAUCAGAAACGUUCAAGGCUAUUGAGAGCAAUGUCAAGAUACUGAGUAGAAUUAGUAUAUCUUUGUUUGAAGAAAAGAAGAAACAAAACAAAAAAAUAACAUCUAGAGGUACUCUAUGGAAAUCUUGGAAAGAAAGAGUUAUAAAGCGACCUGCAACUGCUCUUGCUUUAAGACCAGAUCAGAUGAUUAGUGAUGAAUUUGCAACAAAUACAAAGGUUUCAGAAAUCCAAGAUAUGCUACAGGAACUCAUAAACACUGCAAUGUUCAAUAAAUUGGAAAACAAUGCUAUUAAAUAUAUAUCAUCAACAAUAGUAAACCUUUCUAAAGCUUUGAGUAUACUAAAUGAUGAAGUAAAAGUUUUUAACCUCUCACAUGCCACUAUGUAUAUAAAUGAGACAAAUGAAAAAGAAAAAGAGAUCUCUCUAAAGAUAAUACAAGAUCUCAGUGAACAAAAUGAAAUACUUCAGCAGAAACUUCAAGAUGCAGAAGAAAAAUAUAAACAAUUUAUUUGGUCCAAAGGUGUAGAACACCAAGUAUGUAUAGCAUUGCCCCCAUCAACCCUGAAAGUGUUGCCUGAGCUUUCUCCACAAUCAUCCGUUGCCGUUAGCAAAGCAGACAUAGAAGACAGUAUGGAAAAUAUUUUGGUUAAAGAACUCGAAAAUAUUAUGGAUGAGGCCCAAACAAAAGGGACCAAAGCCUCAGGAAUCAAGUGGGACUCAGCAUUCUCAUAUAUGGCCCCAGUUAAAAUGACUCCAGAUUUAAUUGAACAGCAAUACCCUUUACCUGAAAAAAACCAAAAAGACUCUUCUAAAGGUAUCAUUGAAGAGAACGUAUCACUAAAGGAAGAUGAUGUCUAUCAGAAAGAUGGGACUGACCAGUAUCGAUCACAGAAAGAAAAGCAAACUAAAAGUUCAUAUAUGCAUGAGACCUCUAGAUCACAUCUGAGUGAUGAUGAAGGUAAGGAGAGAGUCUCACAGCCCAAACUUGAUCACCACUUGGAACUACAGGCACUGAAAAAGGAUAGAAAAGAAAUGAAAUCCUUUUCUGAAGCCAAACCAAAGUCAUUCACUGAAUCAAAAAGUCACACUGUCCUUGCUGAUUACCCUUCUACAGACACAAAAAGCCAAGGUGGCAAAAGUGGAAAAGAUAGUAUAUGGGAAAGACUCAGGGAGGUCAAACCUGAGCAUUCACAUGAAAAAAGUGACAUUUCUUCAGAGAAUAAAGAGGAACCCACCACUGAGUCAAUGGACAAAGAGAGCAAAAGUGAGAUGAGUAGCCAAGCAGAGCAAUUCUGGUUGACCCAACUUGGUUAUUCCUUUGAGAAAGUGAAAACUAAAGGAAAGGAAGACCAGAUCUCUCCAAGAACCACCACAAGCAAAGAGGGAAAAACUGAGGAGGAUAUCAUAGUCUUGGCCAAGAAAGUCAAGUCUCAUGAACUUGUUAAGUCACCAUCUAGAAUAGUAAAUGACGCUUCAGAAUCUACCAGAGUUCUAGAAAAUCCAGAUGGCAAAAGUGGAGAGAGUAACCUAGAAGAAUUUCAAAAAUCUAUAAUGGCUUUCCUAGAAGAGAAAAUUGAUAACAUAGGAAAGCCUUUGGAUGAAAAGACUGUGCCAAAAAGGGAGUUAUUGUUAAAAAGAGCAGAGGUCGAAAAAUUAGAAAUCAUAAAGGCAAAAAUGGAGGAAUAUUUCCAAAUUGUGGCUGAAACUGUGUCAAAAAUCUUAAGAAAAUACAAAAAUAUAAAAAAUGCAGGACAAGUUGGAGAGAAACCUAUGAAACAAAAAAAGGAAGUCUCAUUCAUGCCAGGAUUGCAUUUUCAGAAGCCAAUUAGUGCAAAGGCUGAAAUUAGCACCUUAGUCUCAUCUAAAAGCAUGGAUCCAUUAAUUGACAAUUUAAUACAGAUGAUCUUGACUGAAAUAGAAGGUGAAAAAGAUGCCCCAGUAGCCUCAACAGUAGGGAGAGACCACAAGGAAAAGGAAAAACAGAGGUGGGAGGAAUACUUACAAGAAGGUAAAGAAAAAGUAUUUGAUAAAGAUCUCAAACACCAUUUGCAAGAUGAAGGGAGUUUCCAGAAGAAGAGCUGUGAGAUGAUAAAUAAAAAAUUGGAGAAUGGAGAGUCAUGGCUCCAAAUGAAGGAGAGAAAGCAAAGGCAGCAGAAGCAGAAACAGUGGCAAGAAGAGGAAAUAUGGAAGGAACAACAAAAGCAGACUGAGCAAGAUGAUGAGCAAACGCAAAGAAAAGAGGAAGAAAAAUAUCAGAAGCCAAAACGGCAGCAGCUGGAAGCAUGGAAUCAAAAAAUGAAAGAACAAGAGGUACCCUUGGAAAAGGAGAAAAAGCAGAUGAGGCCAGUUCAGAAGGAAGUGAGAUAUCUGAGGCUGGAAACAAACAGGGAGAAAGAAGAGAAGCAGAAGCCAAAGAGAAAUGUAGAGGAUCAUGAAAGGUGGAAGAAAAAACCAAAGGAUCAGAGGAAGAUAGAUGAGAAAAACUUUGAAGGACUGGAAAAGAUGUUCCGCCAAACUUCAGCGACAUUGUCUCCCAGGUGGAAGAGCAUACAGAAACUAGCAUCCCAGUUACACCGAAGAAAAGAGUUCCAUGGGGAUCCUAAAACUUUAGAGACUCUUGCUGAUGGAAAGCACCCUAUAUCAAUCGCUCCUUCUCCAUCCACACAAUCACUAUCACCUGAGGCCUCUCCAGUCUCUGGACAGUCUUCCAUAAAGACGCUCACUUUAACUCAACAGGCCCAGGCACUGGGGAUCACUAUCACCCCUCAGCAGGCUGAGAAAGUGGGCAUCACUGUGGCCCCGGAACAGGCCCAGGCACUGAGGAUCAAUCUUACCCCUCAGCAGGACCAGGAAAUGAGCAUCACUGUCACCCCUCAAAAGGUCCAGGCACUGGGGACCACUGUCACUCCUCAGCAAGCCAAGGAACAGAGGAUCACUCUCACCCCUCAACAGGCCCAUGAACUGGGGUCCACCCUCACUGAUAAGCAGGCCCAGGCACAGGGGAUCACUCUCAUUCCUGAACAGGCCAAGGAAUUGGGGCUCACCCUCACUGAUGAGCAGACUCAGGCACAGGGGAUCACUCUCUUCCCUCAACAAGCCCAGGCAAUGGGGAUCACUGUGAUUCCUCAGCAGGGUCAGUCACAGGGGAUCACUCUCACCCCCGAGCAGACCUAUGAACUGGGGUUCACUUUCACUGAGGCGCAGACCCUGCCACAGGGUAUCACACUCACCCCUGACAGGGCCAAGGCACUGAGCAUCACUGUUACUCCUGACAAAGUACAGGAAAUGGGGAUCACUCUCACCCCUCAGCAGGCACAGGCACUGGGGAUCAUUGUCACUCCUGAGCAGUCACAGGCACAGGGGGCCACUCUUACUUCUAAACAGGUUCAGGCACUGGGAAUCACGCUGAGCCCUGAACAGGCCCAGGCACAGGGGAUCCCCCUCACCCCUCAGCAGGCUCAGGCACAGGGGAUCCCCCUCACCCCUCAGCAGGCUCAGGCACAGGGGAUCCCCCUCACCACUCAGCUGGCCCAGGCACAGGGGAUCCCCCUCACCCCUCAGCAGGCUCAGGGGAUCCCCCUCACCCCUCAGCAGGUCCAGACACAGGGGAUCCCCCUCACCCCUCAGCAGGUCCAGACACAGGGGAUCCCCCUCACCCCUCAGCAGGCUCAGGCACAGGGGAUCCCCCUCACCCCUCAGCUGGCCCAGGCACAGGGGAUCCCCCUCACCCCUCAGCAGGUCCAGAUACAGGGGAUCCCCCUCACCCCUCAGCAGACCCAGGCGCAGGGGAUCACUCUCACCCCUGAGCAAGCCCAGGCAGAAGGCAUCACUCUCACAUCUGAGCAGUUCAAAGCAUUGGUGGACACCCUCACCCCUGAGAAAUGCCAGGGCUUGGGUUUCAUACACACUCCUGAGAACGUUCAUGCAUGGGGGUCUCCUCUUGCUGCAGCACAGGCCUGGAAAUUGGGGGUCCCUAUCACUCCAGAAAAUGCCUGGGUCUCAACUGCCACUCUUACCCCUGAACAGACCCAGGCUUUGGGUACUCCUCUCUCCUUAGAACAGGCUCAAGCAUUAGGGAUUUCUCUCUCUCCAGAACACUUGUGGGAAUCAGAUAAAUCAGAUAAAUCCCAUGCCUUAGGAUUUCCCCUUACCCUUGAGCAAGUCCAACCUUUGGGAGCCCCCUUCAUCCCAGGACAAUCCCAUCCCAUGGGGGUGGAUGAUCUAAAAUCAAGAGCAGCUCUCAUUGAUGAACGGCUCUCACCACUUGGGGUCCAUCCUCUUUUAGAACAUACCCUGAAAGUUGGGAUCGUGCCUGUUACUGAUAAACCUGUCACACCAAGUGUUCCUCAUAUUUCUAAGCAGUUCCCCACAUUGGAUUCUUCCAGUCUUAGAUCAUUUCAAAAAUUGAAGGCUCCUGUCCUUCCUAGGCAAUCCCCAGCGUCUGCUCCUAUUGCUGAGAAGUCCUCUCCUAUUCCCUUGCAGAUAUCACGGUCUCCUCUUUCCCAAGCCCCUGGGAAAUUGCUAGGAGUGAGCCUUCCUUCUGAGCCUGGAAAACUCCUUGCACCACAGACUUUUCCUUCCUCUAAACAGACUUUGUUUUCUAAAGGUCAACCCACCUCUGUUCAGUCUGCAGCACCAGAGGUCCCAUUGACCCCUGGGACCCUGCCAACUUCAAGGCAGCCCCUUACCCCCAGGCAGCCCCUUAUAUCUAGAGCCCCACAUACCUCUGCACAGAUUCCUGGUCUCUUGGCCUCUCCUUCUUCUAGGAAGCCCUUUGUUCCUGGGACCUCUUCCAUCCAGGGGGAGCUCCUGGAACCUAGACCCUUAACACGCUCUGAGCAGCCCCAGGCAUCCCAGCCCGGUGUUACCUGUGAGCAGUCUCUCUAUCUACAAGCUCCUUCUACCCUUGGGCAGCAUCAAGCUUCCCCACCACAGAUCCCUCCCACCCCUGGGCAUCCUCCAACCCUAUGGGCCUCCCCAACUCCUGGAAAGCCCCAGAAAGAUUUAUCCUCUUCUGUCUCCAAGGAAAGUAAGGAAAGAUUGGCAAUUUCUUCUCUGAAAUCUAAGUCAGCAUUUGUUCAUCCCAGUGCUGCAGAUUUCAAGGUAACUCAAGCCCCUUUCACCACCAAGAAGUCCCAAAUAUCAGAGGUCUCUGACACUUCUGAAGAAAUCCCAAUAUGCCAUGAUCCUAUUGCCAUGGAACAAUUUAGAACAUUUCAGUCCUAUCUUACCAAUUACAGGACACCAGUACCACAAACUCCUUACAUUCCCACACUCCUGAAGCCUGGAACAUCACUACCUUCUCUUACAACUAAACUACCCAAAACAUCACAGAUCUCGUCUUCUGAAUGGGACCAGAAAUCUCAGUUCCCCCCUAUAGACAAGCCCUGGAUACUGACUUCAGUUUCACAUACCAAGAAACCCAAGAUGAUGGUGCCCCCUUCCACUCCCCAAGAGUUCAAAGAGCAGAGAUAUUUUGUUGAUGUGGAGGCUCAGAGAAAGAACCUGAUACUCUUAAAUCAGGCCACAAAAGCUUCUGGACUUCCUUCACAGCUACACGCAACAGCUAGGAAUCUCAUAAUUGAGACACUUCAUUCGGACACAGUUCGGCUGGGAUACUUAUUCCACAAGUACAUUGCUUACAGGCUGAUCCAGCGUGCAAGAAACAACCUGAUCAGGCGAUUACAAGUGAUCCAAAAUACUGGGAAAGGUUAUGAAACCCGGAACCUUUACAUAAUGCUGAGCAGAAUUGAUGAGUACCAGAAAAAGGUGAUGCAGGUGUGGACCAACAGGCAGAAGUCUUUAGAGACGAAACGGAAUAAGUGCCUGAGGAAAAUGAUAUUCUUAUUUAGCCAGUUUCAACAGAUGUAUAAAUUGAAUCUUAGUCAACCUAUCCCUCUUGUCAUCGACAAAAAGCAGAUACCCACCUCUACCAAAUUUGUUCAACAACCAUGCCUAGAUCUGCUAAAAGAAGAGGACAGAAAGUCUGACACAUCCAAGAAAUUUCGGCAACAAGAAGACCAAAUGGAAGCCAUCUGGAAUGCUGAUCUGUCGACCUCAAGCUACCCAAUAACAGAGAAGACAUCAAUACGUUCACUCUGGGCCCAGCUGGGUGGGUACCCAGAUAUUCCUAUGCUACUCCAAUUAGAUGUUCAAUCUACCUUCAGAAAAUCUCUUGGAUCCAUUAAAUCACAGUCUAAGAAGAUUCCCAAGUGACUGUAAAAUUAAACACAAGUAUGUUGAAAAUAAAUUUCAAUGUUGCAGUAGAA